GCGCAGCAGAUUUGGAUUCGCAGCUGAAACACUUUUGUCUGAGCUCUCGUCUGGGAAGCAACGCUACAAAUCUGGACUAUUUACAACCGCGAAACGAGCUACAUGCGGUGUUUGUCGUCCCUAAACCAAGCGACGGGAUUAAACGAACGAGAGUAAUAAAAUAAGCUCACGGUGCAGCCGCUGCAGACUUUGUUUUCAGAAGAGGAAGGAUGCCUUUACCGAGGGGAAAGAAACCCACAGUCACAGCUGGGAGCAGGAUACCCAAGCUGAACGCAACAGCGACUGAAAACCAGGAGGAAGGCCCACAGGUGAAAAGGUCGUCCUCCCCUCCUCACGGAGCUCCUAAGAAGAGGACCGCUUUUAUCGACAUCACCAACGCUCAUAAGGUUCAGAUCAGUCUUCCGGGGAGGAAGAAAGAACAGGCGAAGAAGACGGCAAAGAAAGCGACCUCCACCUCCGGCUCUGCAAAGAAUCAGGCCAAUUUGAAAAAGUCGUCUUCAGUGAGCUCGGAGGGAACAACCGCCGAGAAAGAGAAGACCGAUUCAGAGGAGGAGAAACCCUGCGAGGAGGACGAGGCACAGAGGGAUGCAGCAGCUCCUGUAGAGGAGCAGGUGGCUGCUGCGCCCCCUGCUGCCCGCGAAGUGCCAGCACACCUCCAGAGACAACAGAUCCCGGAGGAGUUUGACAUCGACUCUGAAAACUCUGAGGACAGUUACAUGUGUCCGGAAUACGCCAAGGACAUCUUUGACUACCUCAAACAGAGAGAGGAGAAGUUUGUCCUCUGUAACUACAUGCCCAACCAGCCCACCCUCAACCCAGAGAUGAGGGCGAUCCUGAUCGACUGGUUGGUCGAAGUUCAGGAGAACUUCGAGCUCUACCACGAGACCCUGUACCUGGCCGUCAAGAUGACAGACCACUACCUGUCCCAGACUCCCGUCCACAGGGAGAUGCUGCAGCUCGUCGGCUCCACCGCCAUGCUCAUAGCCUCCAAGUUUGAGGAGCGCAGUCCGCCGUGUGUCGACGACUUCCUGUAUAUCUGCGACGACGCGUACAAGAGGGAGGAGCUUAUCUCCAUGGAGGCCAGCAUCCUGCAGACGCUGUCCUUUGACAUCAACAUCCCCAUCCCCUAUCGGUUCCUCAGACGCUAUGCCAAGUGUGUGAGCGCUGGCAUGGACACACUGACUCUGGCUCGGUACUACUGCGAGCUGAGUCUCAUGGAGAUGGACCUGGUUCCUGAGAGGGGCUCUCUGCUGGCCUCGGCCUGCCUGCUGAUGGCGCUGGUCACCAAAGACCUGGGAGGAUGGUCUCCCAUCCUGCAGUUCCACUCCGGGUACCAGACGUCAGAUUUGGCGCCCGUGGUCAAAAGACUCUACAUGAUGCUUUUAGCUCCUCCUGAUGAGAAACUGAAAGCCAUCAGGAACAAAUACUCCCACAAGGUGUUUUUUGAAGUCGCAGCCCUGCCAUUGGUCGACAUGGAUGUCUUGGAGAAAGCCUUACUUCAGUGAGACUGGCCAGUCUUAGCUGAGUGAAAACCUGUAUAUAGUUUGUUAAUAUGUUUAAUAUUUAUACACGUAGCCUAGUCUUUUAUAUAAUAUUGAGUAAUAAAUGUUUCAUUCCCGUUUUUGAUGGAAGAGAGUUUUAAUGUGGGCAUUUAUUAAGAGUCUGCCAGUUUAUUAUGUUCGUACCAGGUUGUUAAUAAUGACUUUUAGUGUUAAAUUUGAGUACACAGUUUCUUUGGCAUUCGUUUUAUAACUUUUUAUAAGAAAAUUUUUAAAAAAUAAUUCAUUAGUAAUUUGUAAGCCCCCCCUCUGUGUGUAUAUGUAGUACAGAAUUUAAAUGGUGUGUGUUUUAAGCUAAUGAUAAGAUGGAGAAGUUGGUACAUGCUUACUUUUACUGAUGAAUUAUGCACUGGCCCACACAGGAGUUCAUAUAUUGUUUAAAUUACAGGUAUGCAUGUGUGUAUUUUCAUGUUGUACAGUGUUUAUCAUGUUAAUAUCACUAUGCUAAUUAUUUGUACAAAAGACGACCGGAUGAUGCUGUGCUAUUUUUAAAUGGCUGUCACGCAUACUCUAAAAUAAAGAUGUGUUUUUUAAGAAUGUUGAUAAAA
Molecule: messenger RNA, 2107 nt
Organism: Lates calcarifer (barramundi perch)
Lineage: Eukaryota; Metazoa; Chordata; Actinopteri; Centropomidae
Gene: ccnb3
Product: cyclin B3
Exons: 12
Coding region: 210-1505 (431 amino acids)
Biological process (GO): mitotic cell cycle phase transition; regulation of cyclin-dependent protein serine/threonine kinase activity
Cellular component (GO): nucleus; cytoplasm; centrosome
Molecular function (GO): cyclin-dependent protein serine/threonine kinase regulator activity
Source: RefSeq, a predicted model, not a curated record